CGUGUGAUAAGGGAUAAUAAGAAAUUGCGAAUCCGGCAAAAGGAGGGAGUUGACGAUGACGAUGAUGGUAAACGUCAUCCACGGAGCAACGCGACGAUAUUGAGUGUUGAAACACUGCGUGGUGUGCAGCAGGGAAAGAAUUUCGGGUUCGUGCUUCGAGCUGGGAGACUGCAGCCUCAUUUGAAUAAAUUUUGAUUAAAUUGGGGUGAGCUUAACGGACGAAUAUAGCAGCUGUGUGUCUCCGGAGACAUACUUGCGUAUUCACAACACUCGAGGCGUUUGCAUUUGCAUUUGGUAACAUUUCGGAGCGAGUGAUUGAAUCGGAUUUUGGUAUUUCUGUGCGGUGUUUACAAGUGACGCAAACCAGCGACCGAUUUGUUUCAAAAUAUUUUUUCGUCUUGGUUCAACGAGUGCUGACCGCCUUCCACUUGUGGCCUACUCAGGUUCGCCGCUUGGUCAUCGGUGGUAUAAUGAGAAUAUAAUGAAUAUCCCUAUAGUAUCUGGAGACAUCGACGACGAUGGUUACAAGCCCAAGUUCAUCCGGGGCUCCGACCCAAGAGUGGCUACCUGCCGGGGCAAGCUACAGAACAGAAGAAGCAAACUCAACCAAGAAAUCAACAAGGAACUCCGGCUACGGGCGGGCGCUGAGAAUCUCUUCAAGGCCACGACGAACCGAAAACUGAAGGAGACGGUUGCCCUGGAGUUGAGUUUCGUAAAUUCGAAUCUGCAGCUGCUCAAGGAACAGCUGGCUGAAUUGAACAGUUCGGUGGAACUUUAUCAGAAUGCCGACAGCGAAGAACCUGUAAUGCCCAUGAUACCGUUGGGCCUGAAGGAGACCAAAGACAUUGACUUUCGAGAGCCGUUUAAAGAUUUCAUUCUAGAACACUACAGUGAGGAUGGCAGUCAUUACGAAGAAGCGAUUGCAGACCUCAUGGAUACUAGACAGGCCAUGAGAACACCGACUCGUGACACACCAGGAAUAGCGUUGCUUCUCCGCUACUAUAACCAGCUUUACUUCAUCGAGAGAAGAUUUUUUCCACCGGAUCGAAGCUUGGGAAUAUAUUUUGAAUGGUUCGACUCUUUAAUCGGAGUUCCCAGCUCUCAGCGAACAGUGGCGUUCGAAAAAGCUUCGGUUCUCUUCAACGCUGGAGCUCUUUAUACGCAGCUGGGUGCCAGACAGGACAGACGAACAGCUCGAGGACUCGAUCAGGCAGUUGACUCCUUCCUCCGAGCCGCUGGUACCUUCAGGUACAUCCACGAAAACUUUACCAACGCCCCGAGCAUGGAUUUGGGUCCAGAUAUGCUGGAGAUGCUCGUUCAGCUGAUGCUGGCGCAAGCGAGGGAAUGUCUUUUUGAAAAAUUGGAACUGCAGUCAAGAGAUAGCAGGGAUAUCGAUAUAUCUUUGGACCUUGCUCAAGAGGCUGCGCAGGUAGCAGCGGUUUACGCAGACGUGCAUUCCCUUAUUUCGCGCGAACCGGUGCGCGACUACGUCCCCGAGUCAUGGGUAUCGUUGAUUCUUGUCAAACGUGAACACCACUUAGCAAUGGCUCACAAACAUUGUGCCGUUGGGCUUCUGGAGCGACCAGUCUCCGAAAUGCGUGUAGAGACGAGGCUCGUCCUUGAGCACAUUCAGGAAAGUGAUGGUAAAACCCAGAUAGACACAACUGUGCCGAAGGACGAGCAGGAACGCAAGCUUUUGAGUCGAGCACAUUUGAGAGAGGCUCAAAUACUUCACGAAGAGAGUCAAAGGCUGCAACGAAUGUGCCGCGAAUUGAAGGGCAAACAAGCGUUGGCGAGGGUUUUGAAGAGGGCGCAGGACGCCACCUUCGAAGAAUACAAUCGGGUUGGUGACGAGGAUGAUUUCCGGGAACUCCUCGAUCCUCCUCACAUUCUAGCAUCCACAAAGUUCCAGUUGAGUCUGACCCAUCCAGACUUUGCCCAGCACGGAGUAGACGAUUUGUUCAGAUCCCUUGGUCCUGUUGCAAUAUUUUCCGCCAAGAGACACUGGACGGCGCCAAGAUUGGUUCAGCUUCAGAGAGGUCCUGGGGGCGAGGGAUUCGGAUUCAGCGUUCGCGGAGAUGCGCCAGUUAUCGUUGCUGCAGUCGAUCACAACUCCUUGGCCGAUUUGGGUGGAAUGAAGGAAGGUGACUUCAUCGUCAGUAUCGGAGACAAGGACGUCAAAUGGGCUACUCAUGAUGAAGUUGUGCGUCUCAUCAAGCAAUGCGGGGAUUCCAUCAGUUUGAAACUUGUCACUCCGAUGGAUAGAAAUUAUCUGAAAAAACCAGUGAAAUCAAACCAUCACGACAAAGGCAGCGUCUCCGCGAGCAGCUCGUCGGGUGUUUCUUCAGGACAACCGAGUCCUGCAGGAUCGGUAACGACUGCUCACGUCGCUCGGAGGCUCCCUUGGAAUCCUUUCAAAAAAUCUGGCAGUCAACGGGACAGCAGAGACCUCACCUUCGACAACGUCAUAUUGAGAUGAUCUUAUGUCACUCUGCAAAAUCGUCUGAUGAAUUUAGAGAAUCAGAUUUGCGACACGCUACUGUGCAAAAGCUUCUAUUUAUACCCUGCAGUGAGUAGAUCUGAUCAUAUAAGGGCAUAUCGAGUUCUUCGCCGUCGUUUAUUACCUGCCCCUAAUAACGCUUUGCUCUGCAAUUAUUGCAGCUUCGCUCAUCAAUAGCAUCGUAGUCGAGUUUCCGUUCUCGUGAUAAGAUUAAUUUACAGACUUUUCUUGGCAAUCGUAUGCUUUUAUUUUCUUGAAUCAUUCGUUCAUCAAGAUUUAUUAAUAUGGUGAAAUUAAGGUUUCUUUUUUCUGUAUUUGAAA
Messenger RNA from Diprion similis, 2821 nucleotides. It is a transcript of the gene Rhp, whose product is annotated as rhophilin-2. NCBI's taxonomy places the organism in Eukaryota, Metazoa, Arthropoda, Insecta, Hymenoptera, Diprionidae. Gene Ontology annotation, biological process: negative regulation of stress fiber assembly; signal transduction. Gene Ontology annotation, molecular function: protein binding. The record is from RefSeq and is a predicted model, not a curated record. The coding region runs from base 482 to 2479 and encodes 665 amino acids. The transcript has 12 exons.